CCAUCCUGUCUCUGCAGGAAGCUGGAGCUCUACUCCAUGGAAUGGGGGCUGCGGGAGGACCUGCGUGACUGCGUGGUGGCAGCUGCCCCCUAUGGGGGUCCCAUAGCUCUGCUGAGGAAUUCCCGGCGGGACAAGACCCCCGGUGCCCGCCCGCUCCUGGAGAUCUACACGUCCUCAGGGCUGCUCCUGGCCAGCGUCCCGUGGAAGAGCGGGCGGCUGGUGCAGCUGGGCUGGACGGCAGGAGAGGACCUGCUGUGCAUCCAGGAGGACGGGACGGUGCUGGUGUACAGCCUGCUGUGCGAGUUCCGACGGCACUUCAGCAUGGGCAACGUCAGCGGCCGGGAUCGGGAGCGGGAUCGGGGAUUGGG
Cyanistes caeruleus (blue tit) is the source of this 368-nucleotide messenger RNA. The record is from RefSeq and is a predicted model, not a curated record. NCBI's taxonomy places the organism in Eukaryota, Metazoa, Chordata, Aves, Passeriformes, Paridae.